UCCACUGCAUUGCACUCGUGUGUUGAGGCCGCACUCGCGUACGCUGACGUCAGGCUUUGCUGUUUUCGACAGCCCCUUCGACCAGGACAUCUCCCCUCUCCAACAGGAUUAUUGUUGAUUGGUUCGAAACAUGAGGGAUGAGCGGUGUUGGCGUGGCCGGGCGGCCAUGGUCGGCGCGGCCAUCUCAGGCCUUCUUGGGCCUGGCGUCUCCUUCGUGACCACGCUCCCCACCAGAGGAACUACUGUUGGCCCUCAUGCUCACCACCGUAUGGCUUUGGCUUCCUCAACGCCCGCUUCGUCGGUGGCAGAGACUGUUCACUCCGUCUUUCUGGAGUCUGUCUUGGAGACAACCACGCGCAAACAGGUCGGAUCGAUCGAAGAGGCCAAGACGGAGCUGCUCGGACGUGUGGGUUUCCCCACGGAACACCCGGGGGCGGAACGGCCGAGGCUCGAGGAGGCCCGCGUGGGGUACCUGGUGGAGGUGCUGGAAGGGACCUACAAGCCUAUUCACACGGUCGGGUUCUUCAACUUUGCUGCUCAGGGUGAGUGGGACCUGGCUUAUACGAGCGCGGCGAUGGUGCCAAUAGGACCCCGCCUCACGGCGCACCAACAGUUCCAGCGCAUCGAACCGGGGGAAGGGCUCAAGGGCAACUUGACGAACAUUAUCACGUGGACCCUCAAAGAUGAGGGCAUCGACGGACGGCUGGAGGUGAUGUGCGACUACUCUUUCGACCCCCGGGGGCGCAUGAACACCUCCCUCCGAAAACACCUCCUUCUCCCGGACGGGAUGCCCCGGGACCCGCAGGAGCUGGUCCGGGUGCUGCGGAGGGCGAUGCCCUACGAGCUCUUCGAUCCCGACGACCACGCCAUGGAGACCACGUUCCUCGAUGACACCCUACGCAUCGUGAAGCACAGAGGGCCCAAGUUUGAAGGGUUGGUCAACAUCUUCGCGCGCCGCGCCACCGCCAAGGACAGCACCACUGACGCCGAAGCAGGCUGAGAAACAAAUCUAGGGGCUGAAGCGGCAACGCAAAAAGCUAGCUGGUUGGUCUACGUUGGUGGGCGCCGAUGGAGGCGGGCGCGGAAGAGACGGCAGGCGGCAGUGGCAGAGGCGGAAGAUAUGUCAGAUACGCGGGGAGGGUUGGGAUGGGUUUCACCAGUAGGGAGGGAUGUUCUAAGAAGGGCGGGUCAGGCGGACCCCUGUUGGGUUAGUUGUUGGUGGGCCUCUUUUUACGCCGUCCGGGUCCCGCACCAGCACACGUCCGAGUGGCGGGCGGGCGUGUCCGCUGGCGUUGUAAGUAUAACGAAAAAGUACGGCACUGUCUCGUGUCGUUGUUGGUCUCUUUGCAGCUGGUAGAGUCGCCGUCGUGCUGGGCUGAUGCACUCGUAGACUAGGAAAGGGGUGCUGAAUAGUUUCCAGACACUUGGGGGAGGGGGGGGGGUGAAGAUAAUGCAGAUAUUAUACAUGCCUUUUUGUUUUGUUUGGUUUAUUUGGUUUACUCUCGAAGUGAUUUUGUGCCAAGGCAAGAAGUAGCGGUGUCACGCGUUGAUGUGGAGUGAUGAACGCCAUGAAACGUUUCACAUCGUGGCCUGACGGCUCCGUACGAUACUGACGUCGCUCCUGUUAUAAAUAGUUCUCCUGUGUGUCACGGUAGGAGGGCGGCGUAGAACCACCCGAUCGAGCGGUUAUAUUGAUGGUAGCAGAUAUGAUGGAUUUUUAUCGGCGUUACACGCCAAGGGAUACAUACCAAGAGAACACUCGUUGGGUGCGUGCUGAAGCUCUUUUUUCCCGUGACGAAGGACGCUUAAGUCCUGAUAUGUGCCACCGGACAAGAGUAGCACGCGUCGUGGGCUGGCACACACCGGACGCUUGACCUCAAGCACCGCCGCCGUGCUUGUGUGUCGCCGAGGUGUUUGGAUG
This is a messenger RNA of Ectocarpus siliculosus, 1921 nucleotides long. The record is from the annotation of a GenBank genome assembly. Lineage: Eukaryota; Phaeophyceae; Ectocarpales; Ectocarpaceae.